CUCCAGAGCCGCAAACACAAGCCAGAAAUGAGAGCUGGGCUGCUGGCCGAGAGUUCUGCUGUGAUUCUGCUGCUUGGGUUCGUCUGUCUGCUGUGGAUUCUGGUUCUGAUCUCAGUCCAGCAGCUUAUAAGUAGCAGCAGUCCGGGACACUUCAACGCCCUCCGGGCCAGGAAGCAUUUGGAGCAGAUCACCAGCGUCGGGCCGCGGACUGUUGGAAGCCCAGAGAAUGAGAUCACCACGGUCAACUACCUGCUGGAUCAGAUCGAGCAGAUCCGGUCUGAGAGUAAAACCGGACCUCACUUCAUCACGGUGGACAUCCAGCGACCCACUGGCUGCUUCAGCCUCGGCGGCUUCACCAUCAGCUGCUACGACCACGUGACCAACAUUGCUGUCAAACUCCAGCCAAAGACGAGCGCACAACAUUUCAUGCUCGCGAACUGCCACUUUGAUUCGGUGCCCAACAGCCCGGGAGCCAGUGAUGAUGCUGUCAGCUGUUCUGUGAUGUUGGAGGUUUUACAUUCUCUAGUGAAUCUCUCCAUGCCACUCAAACACGGCGUCAUCUUCCUGUUCAACGGGGCCGAGGAGACCAAGCUCCAGGCGAGUCACGGCUUCAUUACCCAGCAUCCCUGGGCUCAGCAGGUGCGAGCGUUUGUGAACCUGGAGGCAGCAGGAGUGGGAGGGAAAGAGCUGGUGUUUCAGACAGGUCCGGAGAACCCGUGGCUGGUCCAGGCAUACGCCCGAGCCGCCGUCCACCCGUUCGCCUCAGUGGUCGGUCAGGAGAUUUUCCAGAGCGGACUCAUUCCUUCAGACACAGACUUCCGCAUCUUCAGAGAUUUUGGGAAUAUUCCUGGAAUUGAUCUUGCGUUCAUAGAGAACGGUUUCCUCUAUCAUACUAAAUAUGACACACCAGAGCGAAUCCACACCAACUCCAUCCAGAGAGCAGGCGACAACAUCCUGUCUGUCCUUAAGCACCUGGUGAUGUCUGAAGAACUGGCGGAUUCCUCCGAGUAUCGCCAUGGUAACAUGGUGUUCUUUGACAUGCUGGGAGUGACGCUGGUGGUGUAUCCCGCUCACGUCGGCACCAUCAUCAACUACGUGGUGGCCGUCGCUACAAUGAUCUACCUGGGCAUGAAAUUCAUCUUAACCAGCAGAGUGGAUCAGAUCUUUCUGCCCCUCUGUGACACAAGUGUUUUGAGGCGUCACAUGCUCUGUGCAGCUGGACGGUACAUAUGUGAGCUGGUGUGUGCGGUGUGUGUGCUCAUCUUGAGCUGGGUCUUCACUCUGCUGACGGUUCUGUUCGUGGCUUUGCUCGUCAAGCUGAUGGGCCGCUCCAUGUUCUGGUACAGUUACUUUUACGCCGCCAUCUGUCUGUACGGAUCUGCUGCCGUUGGCAUUAUCGUGCUGAUCCACACACUGGCCAAGACCCAGUGCAGGAGCACAGGUCGUGUGGAUCUGGCCGAGCUCUUCUUUGACGUCAGUCUGCUGUUGUGGUGUUGUGUGCUGCUCUUCCUCACUUCCCGCGGCUGGUGUUCAGCAUAUCUGCCCAUGAUGAUGGUGGUGUUCCCGCUCAUCAGCAAACUGCUGCUCAGUAGGCACUUCAGAGCCAGAGGAGCGACUCUGCAGUACUCUGUCCUGUACCUGAUGGGUCUUGCUAUACCAUACAUCCACAUCAUGUUCCUCAUCAGGGUGAUUUUUGAGGUCUUUACACCUAUUCUGGGCAGCACAAGCGAAACCCCACCUGACUUCAUCAUGGCGUUACUUGUUGCCCUGGCAACCGUAAUUCUGUCUUCCUAUUUUAUUCAUUUCAUCUAUCUGUCCCGCAGUACGAAGUGGAUCUUGGCUGUUCUAGGGUCAGUGUUCACGCUGAUGUUUGUUCUGGUCGGCUGUGGUCUGUUCUUCCCAUAUUCUGCCGACCCGUCUAGCCCACGACCCAAACGUGUCUCUGUCCAGCACAUCACACGCAGGUUCCACUCGCUGAACGGAUCGCUGCAGAGCUCCGACUCGGGCUUCUGUAUUAACAAUCAGGAUUACACCGGCAUGCAGCACAUCACACCAUAUAUCCCACAGAUCAAUGACAGCAUCUGCACGCUCUGUCAGGAACAGCUGCCCUACUACGGCUUCCCAAGGAAGAGCUGGUAUCUUCCGGCUCCUGAAGUCUCUCCUAAAGCCCCGCUGGAGUUCCAGCUCUUAUCCAGACAGGAGACUGAAUGGGGAACCAUUAAAAUGACCUUUGAGGUCAAAGGUCCGAGUCACAUGUCUCUGUACUUGCGUCCUCACGCUGGUGUGUCUCUGAGCAGCUGGUCAUUCGGUGGAGGGACGCCGGGGUUCAACCUCAGCGGAAAGUAUUUCGUAUUUUACUCUCAUGGUCUCGACGCUGCGGCCUGGAACUUCUGGUUUGAGAUCCAGCCGCCCAAGUCCUCAGAUGCAUCUCCUGAUGAGGGCUGGAUCUCUCUGGCCAUCUCUGCUCAUUAUUUCUCUGGCUCAGACGGGCGCUCAGAGCAGCUCGAGUCCUUACUCAAGAGAUUCCCGGCCUGGGUGUUCCCGGCCUCAUGGAUCAGCACAUACCACAUGUACAGAUACUGAGGGCCACUUGCUCGAGGGCCCCGAUUUCUCUCUCUCUCACACACUCACACACACACACACACACACACACACACACACACACACACACACACACACAGCUGCCCCAUGAACACCAUACUAGCUCCUUCAUUCACAUCAACCAAAUUAUUAUGAUAAUUACACGUCUUACCACAAAUUCUCAUGUGACAUUUUAUUUUAUUCUGUUUUUUUUAUAGUAUUUUAUUUAUUUUUAGUUUGUUUUUGUAUUUGUCAUUUUAUUUAUCCUUAAUUUUACCGGGAAUAAUCAUAUUGAGAUGUAAAUCUACACAAAACAUGCACAUUUCCUUUAAGUAUGAGUGCUUCUAACAUCACAAUACUCUGCGUUUCAUUCCAUAACCUUAGAAGCAUAAGAGAAAAAGGCAGUUUUGCCAAACUCAGAACAUGCUCUGGGCACAAUUAAAAAUAAUUUAGAAGGAGAUCUGGUCCAAUAAUUACAAGUGUAAUAUGAUUUCUGAUUCUUAUUAAUGAAAUUCCAUGAUUUAAUAAACAGUUCAAUGUAUUUGGAUAAAUGUCAUGAAAAUAAUGCAAAACAUUUGAAAGGUUUUUGUUUUUGCUGUGAAAAGCCCUUGUUCCUGGCUCAUGCAGGUGCAUUCUUGUAGUGGUGAUGUCAUAACAUUCCUAUCAGAAAGGCGUUUACACUUGUCUUUAAUCCUCUGAUAUUUCACCUUCUAAUAUUGAUUUAUCAUUUUUAACAGUGGAGGAUGAAGUACCUGAGCCACACUUAAAGUAAAAGUACAGAUAUCUUACUAGAAAUUUACUAAAGUCACCAUUUAAAAUCUUUCUUGAGUAAAAGUUUUUAAAGUAUGUGAUAUUUAUUGUACUCAAGUAUGAAAAGUAUAUAUAUAUUUUUAAUAUCAAACGUCCUUAAAAGUAAGUAGAUAAAGAAAAAGUACAAGUCAAUGCAUAAUGGAAAAGGAGCAAAUAAAUGUGUUUAAAAAAUGUUUAUACACAGUUCGAGCAGCAAGAUUGUGUUCAGUUUUAACUCUUUCUUCCAUUUUGUCAAGGUACUUAGUCUCUUUUAUUCCAACAUACAGUAAGAAAACAUUUCUGGGUCCCACUUUAUAUUGUGUCCCUAAUACCUGUGUACUUACACUGUAGUUACAUACUAGUAACUAUGUAAGUACAAAUUGGUACAUCGUAUCUACAGCUCUAAUGUUUGUGUAACUACACACAUGUAACAAACCACUGAAUGGUAUGUGUAAGUACAAAUGUGUAACAGGACAUUGGUAACACCACUUCCUGUUAAUGAAAGUACAAAUGU
This is a messenger RNA of Cyprinus carpio (common carp), 3883 nucleotides long. RefSeq names its product endoplasmic reticulum metallopeptidase 1-like. The record is from RefSeq and is a predicted model, not a curated record. Lineage: Eukaryota; Metazoa; Chordata; Actinopteri; Cypriniformes; Cyprinidae. Bases 28 to 2583 code for a protein of 851 amino acids. Gene Ontology annotation, molecular function: metalloexopeptidase activity. Gene Ontology annotation, biological process: proteolysis. The transcript is spliced from 15 exons.